Molecule: messenger RNA, 990 nt
Organism: Diaporthe amygdali
Lineage: Eukaryota; Fungi; Ascomycota; Sordariomycetes; Diaporthales; Diaporthaceae
Exons: 1
Coding region: 1-990 (329 amino acids)
Source: RefSeq, a predicted model, not a curated record
AUGACUUCUAGACGCACGGCCGAUACUCACAGUUCCGGCUCUAGCCUUUCCGGAAGUUCGCAUACCAGAAGCGAAAAUCUAUUGAGCACUGAUGCGUUGAGACUUGUUCAUAGGCAAGCCACGGAGCACCUCAAGAAGGAUGGAGAAACCCAAGUGGACCCGUUGGAGGUCUAUACCGUCGCUCUUUGGGAAGAUCUAUACCAGAAAGUUCUGCUGAAAGGUUAUUCCAACAACUCUCAAGCCCCUCCUAACAACCAGUCCGACAAUCGAGUGGAUAUUAUCACCUACUACUUCGACAAUACGGAUGACGGGUUUAAGAAGAUGGCCUUGGUUUAUACCGAAGCCAAGAGAGCAAGCAAUGCGACAUCAACAACGAAAGGCAAAACACUCUUGGACCUGGAAGGCCAGCUCUUUGGAUAUUGUGAGGAAUGGCUGAAGGCAAAAAGACCACAAGGCGGUGACAACCAGUUGUACGCUAAUGCAGUCGUUGGGCCGUACAUACGCUUCUUCACUGCGAAAUAUGAGACUGUGAACAGUAAGGAAGUUGUCGUUAUGAGGGACCACAAGGGCAAAAAGGGAUACGACAAAGAUAAUAAGCCGACUCUGGGCGGUGAUUAUUAUGAUGUUGGCAAGCCAGCGGACCAAGUCACCAUCCGAGCCCAGUUCAAAACGAUCAGGGAUACUCACAAACCGGAGCCGGUCUCGUCCAGGCCCGGCACCUCCUCGGGCAGUGCCGGAUUUCCAUCACGCCCACAGACACCAAAUAACGGAUCAGAAAGAAGCCCACAGAGCGCUUCCCCCAUGGAAAUUGACCAGAGGAAUUCUCCUCGGCCAAGCCCGCCGAGGGAGUCUCGGCCAAGCCCGCCGAGGGAAUCUCGGCCGACGCGUCCAGAGGCGGCUGCCGACAGACGCUCUGCGUCGCCUCGAAAUGUUUCAAGGCCAGUUCGCCAGCGGACUCCUCCAAGCAUUGACCCGAACGUGAGGUCUUAG